AUGCCAGCAACUUUAUCCGCUCCGGAACCAGAUAGCUGCUGUUUGAUGAAUCAAGGAAAAAAAGUUCACGGUCCAUUUAAUUCAAAAGAACAAGAAGAUCUCGGUGAUCACUGUAGUAUUUGUAGCGGUAAAUCAUCGGAAGAAGUAAAUAAUGGCGAAGAGGGUCAAGGCAGUGACAAUUUGAAGGAAGUUACACGAAAUUAUAUGAAAUCAAAAGGUAUCAUCGAGGAAGUGCCAAAUCUGUAUGAGUCAUUUUCAUCAUCAACACUUUUAUCGAUGGACAAGUUGAUGUCGAUACAGAACCAACGGAUAGAAACAAUCGUAAAAACACUUAAACAAAAUACUGAUGAUCAGACGUCACAAUUCACCCUAAUACACGACGUAAUCUCAAAUAUAGAACCUCUAAUAGAGAUGGUUGAUAAAUUAUCAACAAAAGUCGAAAAUAAUGAAAUUGAAUUACAAAGAAUAAGACGUCUAGUAGCCUGGUAUUGGAGGUUAGCGUAUAGUGGUUUUCUCGUAGCGGUUGUGGUGUUGGCGAUUGGGUGGUGUUUUUUCGUUGCUGGUGAUGAUGACGUUGUUCGGGAUGAGGAUGACUUGUAUAAAAAUUUGUUUUAA
Ambispora leptoticha is the source of this 615-nucleotide messenger RNA. Lineage: Eukaryota; Fungi; Glomeromycota; Glomeromycetes; Archaeosporales; Ambisporaceae. The record is from the annotation of a GenBank genome assembly.